This is a messenger RNA of Closterium sp. NIES-65, 1309 nucleotides long. The record is from the annotation of a GenBank genome assembly. Lineage: Eukaryota; Viridiplantae; Streptophyta; Zygnematophyceae; Desmidiales; Closteriaceae.
AUGGUUCCUCUCCUCCCUUCCCUGCUGUGGUUCCUCUCCUCCCCUCCCUGCUAUGGUUCCCCUGCUCCCCUCCCUUCCCUGCUGUGGUUCACCUGCUCCCUUCCCUGCUGUGGUUCCUCUCCUCCCCUCCCUGCUGUGGUUCCCCUGCUCCCUCCCUACUGUGACUCUCACCUCUCUUCCCUGCGGUGGUUCCCCUGCUCCCUUCCCUGCUGUGGUUCCUCUCCUCCCUUCCCAACUGUGAUUCUCCUACUCCUCUCCCUGCUGUGGUUCCUCUCCUCCCUUCCCUGCUGUGGUUCCCACGCUCCCCUCCCUGCUAUGGUUCCUCUCCUCCCUUCCCUGCUGUGGUUCCCCUGCUCCUCUCCCUGCUGUGGUUCCUCUCCUCCCCUCCCUGCUAUGGUUCCUCUCCUCCCUCCCUGCUAUGGUUCCUCUCCUCCCUUCCCUGCUGUGGUUCCCCUGCUCCUCUCCUUGCUGUGGUUCCUCUCCUCCCCUCCCUGCUAUGGUUCCCCUGCUCCCUCCCUUCACUGCUGUGGUUCACCUGCUCCAUUCCCUGCUGUGGUUCCUCUCCUCCCCUCCCUGCUGUGGUUCCCCUGCUCCCCUCCCUGCUGUCACUCCUCUCCUCCCUUCCCUGCUGUGGUUCACCUGCUCCCUUCCCUGCUGUGGUUCCCCUGCUCCUCUCCCUGCUGUGGUUCCUCUCCUCCCCUCCCUGCUGUGGUUCCUCUCCUCCCCUCCAUGAUGUGGUUCCUCUCCUCCCUUCCCUGCUGUGGUUCCCACGCUACCCUCCCUGCUAUGGUUCCUCUCCUCCCUUUCCUGCUGUGGUUCCCCUGCUCCUCUCCCUGCUGUGGUUCCUCUCCUCCCCUCCCUGCUAUGGUUCCUCUCCUCCCCUCCAUGAUGUGGUUCCUCUCCUCCCUUCCCUGCUGUGGUUCCCACGCUCCCCUCCCUGCUAUGGUUCCUCUCCUCCCUUCCCUGCUGUGGUUCCCCUGCUCCUCUCCCUGCUGUGGUUCCUCUCCUCCUCCCUGCUAUGGUUCCCCUGCUCCCCUCCCUUCCUGCUGUGGUUCACCUGCUCCCUUCCCUGCUGUGGUUCCUCUCCUCCCCUCCCUGCUGUGGUUCCCCUGCUCCCCUCCCUGCUGUGACUCCUCACCUCUCUUCCCUGCUGUGGUUCCCCUGCUCCCUUCCCUGCUGUGGUUCCUCUCCUCCCUUCCCUGCUGUGAUUCUCCUACUCCUCCCUGCUGUGGUUCCUCUCCUCCCCUCCCUGGUGUGGUUCCCGUGCUCCUCUCCCUGCUGUGGUUCCUCUCCUCCCCUCCCUGCUGUG